AUGUCCUGGCCUGGUCCAAGUGAUCCCAGUGACUGUCAGAUACAUAAUGGCGCAACGAGAAACUUUGGCCUGACAGUGCCAAAUGGACAUCCCAAGAAGCAUAAAACGGCGGAAAGGUUAAAGAUUUUUCGGCAAUGGCUAGCAGACACGGACGAGGAUGAAAGAAAAUUGCUAAUUAGAGGAGCUUUAUUGAAUGACUGCGAUUUACCAAAUCUGGAAUACAUUAGCAUGUUAAUAUCACGGUUACGUGUUGCAAGAUCUCGUCCAACAACGAAUGGAAGUAAAGAUCCACUCACGCUACUUCCAUCACAUAUUGUGCUUCGUAUUAUGGCUUAUCUAGACCCAGGUUUAAAAUAUACCUUUCCUGUGAAAUUUCUGUCCUGUUUGGAGCAUCUUUAUACCUUCAUUCUUCAGUUUCCCUCUGCCGAAGUUCUCGUGUAUCUCGCUAUUGGCGCCUUGUUUGUUCUGAACCUAUGCUAUGGCGAACGCUAUGCCAAUUACCACGUGAAUUUCGUCUCUGUUCUGCGGAAGCAGAAUCAUCGCAGUUACGAAGCCACACGUCCGAAUGUGGUACAGUUCGAUGGAAAGAAGCGUUCUCUGAACGCUACAGACUUUGGAGAAAUUGGCACGCAGGACGGCCACGCCGGAAAGAAACAAAAGAUGUGUUUGUUGGUGUCUGGUUCUAAUGAUUUUUCAAUCAAAGUGUGGAAUGUCGAUGUUAAUCCGAGAUGGUCUUCCAUCGGAUGCCGUAUGACAAUGCUUGGUCAUUCAAAUUAUGUCAGAUGUCUACAGAUGGAUCAUGAACAUUUAAUAAGUGGAUCAUAUGAUAUGCAUUUGAAGUUAUGGUCGCUGAAUACUGGAGCUUGUGUACGAACACUUGUUGGCCAUAACGACUCAGUGCUAUGCGUACAGUAUCGUGAUCGUGACUCAUUAGCUGUUUCUGGAUCGGCUGAUAAUUCCAUCAAGUGUUGGGAUACAAGAACGGGAAGGCCAGAAAUGACGAUACACAAUGCGCAUGAUAACGCGGUCACAUGCGUCCGUUUCGAUGACCAUAGAAUCGUUUCUGGUAGUGUUGAUAGGAAUGAUAAAAAUGUGGGACGUACGAACGGGAAAAUGCAUGCAUACGAUUGA
This is a messenger RNA of Cooperia oncophora, 1131 nucleotides long. Lineage: Eukaryota; Metazoa; Nematoda; Chromadorea; Rhabditida; Trichostrongylidae. The record is from the annotation of a GenBank genome assembly.